Molecule: messenger RNA, 5169 nt
Organism: Penicillium bovifimosum
Lineage: Eukaryota; Fungi; Ascomycota; Eurotiomycetes; Eurotiales; Aspergillaceae
Exons: 1
Coding region: 1-5169 (1722 amino acids)
Biological process (GO): telomere maintenance
Cellular component (GO): nucleus
Source: RefSeq, a predicted model, not a curated record
AUGGUGGAGAUGAUCUCUGCUCGUCCGCCUACACCCCCAAGAACAGCUUCGCGCAUCGUGAUUGACAACACCGAGUCGCCUCUGCCUGUUCAAACGCCCAAGGAAUCGCCGUUCUCGACGUUGGGAUCGGUUGGAGCCGGCCCCUCCAGUCGAAGCUCGAAGAAAGUGAACUUCUCGCCAUGGCCCAAGUUCAUCAAACCGCCGUCCUUUACUAGUGCCUUGACGUCGGCCCCCGACACGAACAACACCCCUUCAUCCACGGAAUCCAAGCCUACGAAAUCGAUUUUGAAAGCUACCCAGUCACCAAUCCCCGUUUGGUCCCCCAAUGUCGAUACAUUCACCGCCGAAUCGCUCGCCAUGCUGCUCGAAUCAGUCAUCCAACAACUGGCUGGCGAGUCCAUCAGUUCUCGCCUCGAUGCCUACAUGCAGUUCUUUGGCGCAUUGCGCACAUAUGACGGUCUUCCAGCUGGUCAGGAGAUCGCUGACAAGCUCAAUUUGAUCACCGAGUUCAUUCAGCGAGAUGUAAGCCGGGAUCUUGCAGACGGCCUCCCUCUUGACACAAACCUUGCCAAUCAAGCUCUCAAGUUAUCGGCUGCUUUUGUUUGGCACGCGCAGAUCUCGACACAGCUCUCGGAGGAGUUCAAAGUAUUCCUGAUAGACCACUCCAUCUCUUGUCUUUAUGAGGCCAAGGUACCCAAAUCCGUUUUGACGCACUACAUGUCCAUACUCUCCACUCAAAAUUUCGGCCCCAAAGUUAUGACUACUGCGCGGGUUACCCGUCUCCUGGCUGUGCUGCAAGACAUUACCAAGAAAAUCAGUGGCAAUGCAAUCGUUUCCUACCGAUUGAACAUCUACCAACGACUGAUGGGCCAAGCUAAGUCGACUUUCAUCUCACAAGCAAGCUUGUGGGUUGAACAUUUGAUAUUUGGAUUGCUUCACCAUUUGAAGGACACCAGGUCAAAAGCGAUCGCCUUUGGUUUUCAGGUGACCAUGGAAGCCGGUCCGAACCCAAUACUGUCGAAAAACAUCCGUGAUCUCUUCGACCGGCCACUAGACCACGACCGAAAACUUGUGACGGAGGUUCGUGAACGCAUGACUCGCAUGAUGCCAUCUGUGGAGAGCGGUGUGCACAUCCCCCAGAUUUGGAGCAUUAUCGUUCUGUUUCUCCGAAGCAAAAGAUGGAGUCUAGAGCAAUGGGACCAUUUCAGAGAAUGGGUUCUAGUUCUCCAAAAAUGCUUUAACUGCAGUGAACCGGCAAUCAAAGCACAGGCUAUUCUCGGAUGGAAUCGUUUUGUCUUUGCUGUCAGCCCCAACGAAUCGACGAGUCGUUCUCUGCUCAAAAUGCUGGGAAAACCGGUGUUAUCUCAAUUCGACCGCAAGAAGACAGACAAGUUAGGGUUACCCCCCUCUCCGUUGGCUUUGGCCAGUUAUUGUAACUUACUAUACUACACCUUCCGCCCUUCGGCUUCUUUUCGACAUCUGGAUAUCAUAUGGGAGGAAUAUGUGGCUACUCCGUCUGCGGGCAUUUUCUCAUCAGCUCCAGUUCUCAGCGACUCCCUCGCGCGCAUAUUGACAAACUUGCUGUGGAGCGCCCAGCCCAAGCUCUGGACAGAAAAUCGCAUCAAUGAGUCCACCAAGAUAGAAGCGGAGGAACUUCCUGCGGCCGAUAGCAGAUGGGUUCGAUCGAGAAUCACUCCAAUCCUGAGGGUCUUUGAGCAUGUUUUCAAAGCUUCGGUCUGGGAUGAUGACGCAGUGGGCCAGUCCCACGUGGCAUUGGCCUGGACGAGUCUGUCCAAUGCUCUAUCGCUUGCCUCUAGCAAAGAGAUCACUCCCUCUGGCGAAUCAAUGCAAGCUGCUGCCAGCGUUUGGGGUUUAUUGCGUCGCGUCUGGGCCACGGGGCCUUCCUCUUUGAACGCCGAGACAAUAGAUCUUUUCUUCGGGAGGUUCCAGUUCUUAUCCACGACAAUGAUUGUUUCCAUUGGGGGUAUUCCAUUUACAGAAAAGCUUCUCUUGAGAAAUGCGGAGGAAGCCGCGAAUACUCCCGCAAACCCGCACCCAAACACGUCCCCGGAAAGCCCCAUCAUCCACAUGCUUCGACUCAUCAGUAGCACCGCAGUUCCAAUAUCACCAAACCAAUCCUACCUACGGCUAGCUUUGGGUAGUAUCGAAGCUGCAUGCAACGGCAAAGUGACCCGUGGUUCCCGUCUCGAGCUUCUUCAACAAUGUGGGGAAUUGAGCGCUACGAGCCCCAGCGGCAGUCCCUGUGCACCUCACCUGUCGGCAAUGGUUUGGAGUGCCACUGCUCAGGCAGCCGCAAACGCUUUACAGUCUUUCCCUAUCGAGUCUGCACGUGAGCGCGAUGGCUCUGUGUCUCGAGACUAUGAAAAUAUCAUCAAGAUUUUGUCGUUCGGCCUUUCGUUCGCCUCCUCUUUCCAGGAGUGGUCUCAUUUGCUUGACUCAUUUGUUCGCGUGGUUCGCACAGAAAAGGGAAACCAAGCUGUCGCCAUAACGAUUGUGGAACCCAUGGCCGAACGCUUAAUGCAUGUUUCUGCUGCCGAGACAUAUCUGCCCUCAACUUCACUCCUUGGUCACUCCCUCUCUAUCCCUUUUCUGCAAGGUUCUGGGCUAGGGGUUGAUCGUGAUGGCACCCGGUCAGGCGAUAAUCAUAUUUUCCCUCACAAACUUCUCGAGUCGAUUGCCCAGACACUGCAAGGUGCAUACGAAGACUUCCACUCAUCAACUGCCCACGGUCUUGCCGAAUUCAUCGAGGGACUGACUUCUUUCCUGGGUUCUGGUAUUGCGCAGUUCCAAUGCCAAGUUCUUGAGUCUUUGCAAUUGUCACUGGGUCUGUGGUUGAAAGAUGAAUCUCGCAAAAUCAAUCUCGAUUGCGGUGUUGACAGCAGGAUACUGACAGCGUGUCGUGCUCUCUCGUCGGCCACGCUCAAUAUCCUGCAAACCGCGGUGUCCCAUGAUUUCCCCUCUUUAGUGAAAUUCGAACACAUUCUCUGUGCGGGCUUGGAGUCCUCGCACAUGUCGACAACCAAGAGAUAUGUCGAGCUUUGGGCUAUGACAUUUGCUCCACUGGCUUUUGUCAGUCCAACCGCCAUCCUACAGGCUGUGCAAAUUUCCGAGUCUCGAGUUCAGAGUGCAACGUUACCUGUGCAAGGGGGUGAUCAGGCCAUGGGGAUGUCGGCUCGGCCCAUUUCACCGGACGCAGUUGAUCAUCCGGCUCAAGCUCAAGACACCCAGCUUUCCUCGCCGGUAAGGCAGAUCCAAGAUUCCAUGGACUUCAAGGCGUCUACGCGGUUGAAUGAGCCCCAGUUACCAGACACCUUCCCGCAGCCCACGGAUGCGCAGAUCGUUGAUGGUGUUUCUGCAUCAUACAAGCCCAGAGAUCACCGUGAAAUAUUUUCGAUGAUUGAGUCUAUUCAAUCAUCGUCACCGGCCAGUACACCACGGAAGUUAGGUUUUGAUACGCCUACUCAGUUACGCAAAAUACAUGGGGAUCCUCUUGCCGAAAUUCCUCUGACGCCGACCCUCGCCCCUACUGAGAAUGACGAAGGAUUCAUUGGCUCAUCUCCCACGCCUGGAACCCGAGACCCGACACCUGCCACGAAAUCCAAGGCCCUCACCUUGAAUCAACCUCAUGGAGGCCUGGAAAUUGAUCCUCCAUCCUCUCCGCCUGAAAUCCACUCACGGAGCCCCAGCCCUCGCAAAUCCCUCACGAAGAGUGCACGGAGGAGGGCGGCGAAGGCAAAAAAGGCUCUUGCGAGUAAUCAGUCAACAGUGAACAGCCCAGCUACUUCCCGCCUCGCUACAGAAAACACAGACACUCCUAUGACUGAGGCUCAUGAUCAAGACCGCAAAAAUUCCGACGUUACACCUCGAGCAGAGGGAACAACACCCAGUCGCGGUCUACGGUCUGCGCUCGGAGAAGACCGCCCUACGACAGAGCCUACUUCAGCACUGGGUGACCCUGACAAGACGCCAGUCCAACAGCCUACUCGCAAGAACAAGUCGAUCUCAAACUCAAGUUCCAAGAAGAAACGAAAUCAAGGCCAUUCAAAGCCUGGCGACGAUCAACCUGAACAAGCCAUUCCGACACCCCCCGACAAUAUUCCGGAUAGUGUCAUGGACUCAAGUGAGGAGACCGAGUCGCAAAUCGCAUCUCAGCUUGGACUGGAUUUGGAACUAGCUGUGGACAGGAGGGGUUCCGCAGACCGAGCACAGCCAGCCGAGAAAUCACCCAUGAAGAAGAGAAAGCGAGACGAGGAUGCUCCUUCGUCAAAUAGAACAGACAGGCGCCGGUCGAUGCGACUCUCCGCCUUCAAAGAUGGGGAUGAUGUCGACUCAUCACAGCCCAUUGAUUCACACUCGCAAUCUGUCAAUUCUCAGCCCGUCUCUCCGGCUAAAUCAUUGUCGCCGACUAUGACUCGCCGAUCCACCCGCAGUUCCCAACGAAAAGAGGCCGAUGAUGCAUCUGCAGACUCGCUCCCUGCAACUCAGGGAUCUGCUGCACCAGAGCCUACACAGGAAGCUGAGACCCCGCGACCGUCAAAACGACCUCGCAAAUCGCUGCGUCUGGAUGACCAGUCCAAUCCCAAUUCCACGGUCAACACCCCUCAAAGUGUCGCUCGAGGAACGCGCUCCCGCAAAACGCGGUCUCAGCAACCUGUGGUGGAAGUUCAACCAGCAAUCCCAAGUACUGUAUCCGAAGACCAUAGCGAUAGCAACCACUUCCCAUCUCAGCCCGAUCUUGACAUCGGCAUUGUGCCUGAGAGCGUCAAUACAGAAGACCGGGCGGAGCAGAACAUCCCUCUUGUCUCUACCGAAGAAGCAACUCCCACUCCUGGUUCCGAGAUGGAGAAACUGGUCGGAGAGGCGAUUAAACCAGAUCUUGAAAUGGAUCUCGAGGUGGAUGCUCCACAGCAAUCCAGCGACAAAGUCGAGCAAAACACAAAUGUUUCCACGACGGGCACCCAAACCCAAGAAACGCCCCCCGAAAUAGACAUCAGCGAAGAAGGCGUCACCAAUUCUCUGGAGAAAAUCCUGAGUGAAAUGAAACUGGCGUCAAUUGGCCCCAAAGCUUUCCGCGAAAUCGAUGAUCUUCUUUUCAAACUUCGUUGCGAAGCGCAGAAUGCAUCGAUGCGACACAAUACUUCAGCAUAG